CCAUUCCGUCCAAUCGGGAGCCGGAGUCUAGUAUCUCCCAUAAGCCACGCCCUCUUUGGUACCCGGCUCUAGGACACGCCCACUGGAGCUCACUGAGGCGGAUUCUCGCGGAGCCGGCUAUCUAAGGUUUGCUUAGUUCCAAACGUCGUGAUGGUGGACAGAGGAGGGGGAGUGCUUGUCAGCCUUACUCACCCCAACACCUCACUGAGUUUGCCAGGCAAUGGGGGCAGCUUGGUGCUUACCAGAGGAGGGGACCCAGGCCCUGGACUGACUGGGGCUGUAGUAGAGAUGGGUGGACCUGGAACGCUUCCUGUGCCCAUGAAUCUGUUUGCUACUUGGGAGGUGGACCGCUGCUCCCCGAGCUGUGUACCACGGCUCUGCAGUCUUACCCUGAAAAAACUCCUGGUUCUCCGGGAACUGGACCGUGAUUUAACCUCUGUUGUCAUUGCUGUUAAAUUGCAGGGAUCCAAGCGAGUUUUGCGCUCCAAUGAGUACAUACUGCCCCCUUGUGGUGUGAUGGAGACUGACCUGGAGCUAAGCUUUUCUCUGCAGUACCCUCAUUUUUUAAAGAGAGAUGCAAACAAUUUGCAGAUCAUGCUACAGAGGAGGAAGAGAUACAAAAACCGCACCAUCCUGGGCUAUAAAUCUUUGGCUAUUGGAGUAAUUAACAUGGCUGAGGUAAUGCAACAUCCCACAGAAGGAAUGAGAGUUCUAGAUCUCCAUAGCAAUAGGAAAGAUCCCACUUUCCGAGUGGCUGAAAUUAGUAUCCUCUCCUUGUCAAGUCAGCCAAUCGAUCACGAGGAUGUCAACGUGCCAGCGGGGCCUAAAGUCAAGGGUUUGGAUAUUGACCGCUACUGGGAGGAAGAAGAGUAUGAGGACAGCUAUUCUUCAGAACCAGAGGGCAGCGAUGAAUGCCAGGGGCAGGAUGUAGAUGAUGACGAGGAUGAAAUCAGAAAGCCAAAGAAACUGAGCAGGAAGUUAAUGCGCAGCACGUCACUAAAUCGACAGCCAAAUUUCAAACAGAAGUUUGUGUCGUUGCUGAAGAGGUUCAAGGUGAAUGAUGAUCCACUGGACGCAGAACAUACUUGUCGGGAGCCAGAUGAGGAAGAGGAGCUUGGACUAUUGUAUGACAGUCUGGAUGAAUGUAAUAACAGUGAAAGCGGCUUCGACAUAGAGGACAAUGACAGUGUCAUGAGCACCCCAAAACCAACUUUGAGGCGGUACUUUGAGGGGAUUUCAAACUCUGGAUCCCAGACAGAAAUUGGCAGCAUUAACAGCCAGAAGGAGAUAGACAAGAACUUCAGCACAGAAACAGAAUGUUUGAAGGUUCCCGGUGCAACUCGAUUAGAAGAUCAUGAGAGCCGUCCAACUACAGAGGUAAGUGAGCCUGCUUCAGGCCUGUCUCUAGCUUCGGAUCUUGGUCCGUGGGAAAGCACAGAGAGGGUGCCACACCUUGGCAUGAUUGGCAGAGCUGAGUCACAGAUUAUCAUGUCUCCUAGGCAGGAGAACAAGUUGUCUCGUGGUCCUCGUAGUAUCUCCAUGAAGGAUCGUCAAAACCCACGUGUUACAAGCGAUCGUGGAAGCAGCCUGGAGGGCGAAUGCUCUCCUGACUCACGACUCUGUAGUCAGGUGCCACGGAAAUCUGUGUUGGAUGAGUUAAAUGAGAUCCUGGGCUCAGACCAGCAGCUUCCUGAGAGUGUCAUCUUACUGAGCACCUCAGAGUGGCAGGGACAGUAUCUUAGUGAGCAGCUGAAGGGAAAGCUAAUGACCGUAUCCACGUGUUCCUCAGCGGAUGUGCAAGCUGCUUUCAACGGUAUCAUUACCCGUAUUCAGAGAUACUGUAACUGCAAUUCUUUAAUGCCACCUCCGGUGAGGGUCCUUAUUGCUGGAGAUCAAAGUUACCUGAGUGUAAUCCUUAGGUUCUUUGUGGAGCAACUAGCAGGGAAAACACCAGACUGGCUGAACUAUCUACGCUUCCUCAUUCUGCCACUAGGCCCUCAUCCUGUGGCAAAAUACCUUGCAUCCAUCGAUAGUAAAUACAGCUCUCUGUUCAUGGAUACCGCUUGGAGGGACCUGUUUAAUCAAGGAGAACCCCCCAAUUCAGACCGACUAGACGUGGCAGGACGAGUGGCACAGUAUUUGACUGGGGCUUCAGUCUCACACCAGCUCUCCAUUUCAGAAGCAAUGCUUACGUACAGACAGAGAAGUGCCGAAGAAGAUUCAUGCCAGAAAUUUAUUCCUUUCAUUGGGGUUGUGAAGGUGGGCAUUGUAGAGCAGCCAAUGGCAGCUUCAGUGGACUCAGAUGAAGCUUCAGUCUGUAGUCCUUCUCUCUUGAGCUCCUCUUCAUCUCCUGGUGGGAGCACUUCGAUGAGUAAGGACCCAGUGUCUACUCCUCCCCCGUCUCCCUCCGUCAGCAGUGGCCUGUCUAAUGCUGGGACCCUGGUGCACCCUCAGGGUGCCGAAGUGAUGGGACUACAGGUGGAUUACUGGCAGUGGCAAGGAGCAGAACGCAGGAAGGAUGGGGAUAGAAGAGACACUGCCACCAAAAACACCAUGAAGAGCAACUUCCGCUCUCUGCAAGUCAGCCGCUUGCCCCCAGCCGGAGAGACCACCCUCCCAAAUUCGAUGACCAUGACUAUUGUCACUCAAGAGAAAAACAAGAAGGUCAUGUUCCUCAGUAAGAAGCCUAAGGAGAAAGAAGCGGAAUCUCGCAGUCAGGUGAUCGAAGGCAUCAGUCGUUUGAUCUGCACAGCAAAGAACCAGAACACCAUGCUGAGAGUGACCAUUGAUGGCGUGGAAUGGAAUGAUGUCAAGUUCUUUCAACUGGCAGCUCAAUGGCCGACGCACGUCAAGCAGUUCCCAGUGGGCAUCUUUGGCUACACGAAAAUCCUGUGAUGUUCCUGUGAAGCCAUCAUGCACAAAUGGCGUAGAGAGACAGGAUUGCUGCAGGAACAAUCACUGUUUAUCCCUAUAUGCCUUCAUGCUUUGAGGUAGCCGCUACAACAUGACAAAUUAAUCCUUUUCUGAGGAUUAGUCACUAAAAAACCCUGGCCAGCACUUUUCAUACAGCCCAAGGUAUAUUCUUAUUAGUUAACCCCCUCACUGACCCACUAACCCUCUACCGGGUCUGCAAUGACACAUAAGUAAGAAAGACAGUAUUUAGAGGAGUGAAUGAGAAAGGAAGACCAGUGCAAGAUUCAGGUGAUAAACUAAGGACUUCUCACUUAAUGUAGAAUUCAGAAAUCUUGAAAUUAUUUUACACUAGGUAUAAAUUUGAGACCAUUUCUAAAUUGUCUACUUUGUUACUAGCACCCCCCCCCCCCCCCCCCAGUGAUGAGUCUUCUCACAAGUCCCUGUAUGUACAAUAUAUUUUAGAAUAUGUUUAUGACUGCCAUCUUUCAGGAUUUACAUUUUAGUCCCCGCACAGCGAGCACUGCUCAGACUAGAGACCGUCACAGCGAGCACUGCUCAGAGUAGAGACCGUCACAGCGUGACCUGCUCAGACUAGAGACCGUCACAGCGAGCACUGCUCAGAGUAGAGACCGUCACAGCGAGCACUGCUCAGACUAGAGACCGUUACAGCGAGCCCUGCUCAGACUAGAGACCGUCACAGCGAGCCCUGCUCAGACUAGAGACCGUCACAGCGAGCCCUGCUCAGACUAGAGACCGUCACAGCGUGACCUGCUCAGACUAGAGACCGUCACAGCGUGACCUGCUCAGACUAGAGACCGUCACAGCGUGACCUGCUCAGACUAGAGACCGUCACAGCGUGACCUGCUCAGACUAGAGACCGUCACAGCGUGACCUGCUCAGACUAGAGACCGUCACAGCGUGACCUGCUCAGACUAGAGACCGUCACAGCGUGACCUGCUCAGACUAGAGACCGUCACAGCGUGCACUGCUCAGACUAGAGACCGUCACAGCAUGCACUGCUCAGACUAGAGACCGUCACAGCGUGCACUGCUCAGACUAGAGACCGUCACAGCGUGCACUGCUCAGACUAGAGACCGUCACAGCGUGCACUGCUCAGACUGGAAACCGUCACAUCGUGCACUGCUCAGACUAGAGACCGUCACAGCGUGCACUGCUCAGACUAGAGACCGUCACAGCGUGCACUGCUCAGACUAGAGACCGUCACAGCGUGACCUGCUCAGACUAGAGACCGUCACAGCGUGCACUGCUCAGACUAGAGACCGUCACAGCAUGCACUGCUCAGACUAGAGACCGUCACAGCGUGCACUGCUCAGACUAGAGACCGUCACAGCGUGCACUGCUCAGACUAGAGACCGUCACAGCGUGCACUGCUCAGACUGGAAACCGUCACAGCGUGCACUGCUCAGACUGGAAACUGUCACAGCGUGCACUGCUCAGACUGGAAACUGUCACAGCGUGCACUGCUCAGACUGGAAACCGUCACAGCGUGCACUGCUCAGACUAGAGACCGCCACAACUGGCACUGCUCAGACUAGAAACCAUCACAGCGUGCACUGCUCAGACUAGAGACCGCCACAACGGGCACUGCUCAGACUAGAAACCGUCACAGCGUGCACUGCUCAGACUAGAGACCGCCACAACUGGCACUGCUCAGACUAGAAACCGUCACAGCGCGCACUGCUCAGACUAGAGACCGCCACAACGGGCACUGCUCAGACUAGAAACUGUCACAGCGUGCACUGCUCAGACUAGAGAACGUCACAGCAACUAGAGACUGUCACAGCGUGCACUGCUCAGACUAGAGACCGUCACAGCGUGCACUGCUCAGACUAGAGACC
This is a messenger RNA of Pelobates fuscus (common spadefoot toad), 4772 nucleotides long. RefSeq names its product phosphofurin acidic cluster sorting protein 2-like. NCBI's taxonomy places the organism in Eukaryota, Metazoa, Chordata, Amphibia, Anura, Pelobatidae. The coding region runs from base 151 to 2895 and encodes 914 amino acids. The transcript is spliced from 25 exons. The record is from RefSeq and is a predicted model, not a curated record. Gene Ontology annotation, molecular function: transmembrane transporter binding. Gene Ontology annotation, biological process: protein localization to plasma membrane.